Cloeon dipterum is the source of this 2910-nucleotide messenger RNA. RefSeq lists its product as uncharacterized. NCBI's taxonomy places the organism in Eukaryota, Metazoa, Arthropoda, Insecta, Ephemeroptera, Baetidae. The transcript is spliced from 11 exons. The record is from RefSeq and is a predicted model, not a curated record. Bases 214 to 1902 code for a protein of 562 amino acids. Gene Ontology annotation, biological process: autophagosome-lysosome fusion.
UCGCGCGCCACUGUCAGUGGCUGAGCCGGUUUUCCCGCAAGCACACACGAGUGCUCUCGCGUUCGCUGCUGCUGCUGCAACCUGCCUGCUCUGUCCGGUCCGACCGCAAGUGUCCGAACAGCUGAUCCUCAUUCCUUCGCUAGGAGUCCUGCUCUUCAGGUGCCCACCGCGCCGAUCUUCGAUUGUCAAACCCAAAGAGCUGCUGCUGCUGCAAUGGGCCCAUCUGCGGUCGCACUUUUGAUCGUCCUACCUGCGCUGCUGCUGGCCUCCGCCGCUCCUGUACAAGGCAACUGUAGCUUCCAGGAGAGGUGGACCGGCAAAUGGUUCCAUUCGGGCAUGGUGAACCUGCUGCACGUCAACUCGUCCUUCAUCGAGAACAAGGGCGUGUGCGUCGAGAACGAGGGCGACAAGUACAUCCUCGAGGACAAGUCCGAGGGCUGCUUCCGAUGCGUCGUCAUCCACGAGAAGCAUCCCAACGUGCUCCAGUACAAAGAGACGUAUUGCGAAACGAGACGCUCCUCAUUGGACUCGAUGUGCAACCAGAUUCCUGGCGACGCCUCCCUGCUGUCCAUGUACAGGUCGGACGCGACGCCUGAGCCCUGUCCCUUCAAAGGACCCUUCUCGUUCACCUACAGCCGCGGCUCGGGCGAGUGCGCGCGGCCCGUCUCCAGGGUUGACUCCUGCAUCACCGACUCGCGCAUCAGGCUUAGGUACCAGGCGUGCGCUGAUGUCGCCGGCUCUGAGAGUUCAUCUGAGGAGCUGCAAUGCCUGGCGACCUGGAAGGACGGCAACACCCGCUAUCUAGUGGGCAAGCUGUCUCACAAGAUGGCCACCACUGACGAGGACCGCUACCGGUGUUUCGUGUACGAGCGAAACGCCCACGAGCACCCUGUCACCUUUAGAGUGGCCCAGUCAGGCGACGCCACGUGCAACGGCCUACUUUCAGCCACGGAAGGUUCAAGGACAAUGAAACUUACGAAAGAGGUGCACUCGACGCACUGCCGAUACCCGACGUGGGUGACUGACCACCAUCACUGGCACACGCUGGACUACAAGCAGUCGUUCCAGUUCUCGCACAAGAACGCAACGCUGCGCAUCUCGAACGACUCGGACAGCGAGAACGCCGGCAAGGAAAUGCGCGUCGUGUGCCACUCGAUCAACGAGUCAGGCGAGAAGCAGGUCACCCUGACGGCGCACGUCACCGUCGGAUGCGAAUCUGGCUACGUGUGCAUGGUAUUCCACCGGCGCGACGGCCACGUGAUCGAGCUGCAGCAGACGAGCAACUUCGCCCCUGCGGCUGACGAGGCGUGUCACCCAAACAACUUCAACGCCGCCGCACUGCCCUUCGCCACGCUGAUAACUGCGACGCCCAAGCCGCGCACUUGUCCCAGCAUCGGCCGCUACAACGUGCUCGGCGUCAACAGGGACGACGGCAAGGCGGCCAGCAGGAGGACAGGCGCCGCCUCCGGCGCCGCCAGGGAGGCUACCUGCGCCGACGACAUUGAGUCCAUGUUCGUGGGGUGCUCUAAGUCUGAAAACCUUGAGUUCCACUCGGCCUGUACCAGUGAUAGUGUCUCUUCCUUUGCCUGCCACGGCAGCUGGGAGGACAACGGCACCAACUACCUGAUCGCAUCGCCCCUGAGCCGGCGCAGCACUGGUCCUCCACGCUUUUGCUUCAUCUACACGGAGAACGAAAAGGGCCAUCUACAGUUCUCCAGUGUCACCGACACCUGCACUAGAAACAUUAACCCUGGCGUCAGUGGUGCUUGGGUCUUCAACGUCACUAAUAUAGGUCACUGUGCCGAGAGCACGGCCAUGCAGAGUUCUUCUGCCAAACUAGCCUGUCAGAGCUGGUUGCUGGUUGUGAGCAGCUUUCUCGCCGCCUUGGCCGCCUCGAGAUGAUUCCGCUGCUGAAGUCUAAUCAGAGACCUAUAAGUUCUGAGAGCAAGAGUGAUGAAUAUUUUUACCGUUGUUGUUGGCUGUUGACUAGGAAGGGAACAAUCGAAGCAAAAAGAGUAUUUAAGCGAAGACGAAGUUGAUGAGAAAAAAAUUUGAUAUUUGUGAUCCGAGUGCGACCAGUGCAAGACUGAAUUACACUGACCUGAGCCGUGCCGUGUAUAAGUGUUUCAUUUCAACUCGCUGUUUUCAUUAAUGAUUGUGAGCAAAUUUUAAAGAACGCCGCCGGAAUUGAGUAAAACAUGAUGCAAAUAGUGCCGACGUGGGAGGCAGAGAGUUUUCUUUCUGCACAAACAAAAUUCGAGAAAAAAAGUGCUACUUAAAUCAAAUUGUCAGAACAGAAAACUCAAGCGGAAAACCAAAUGUCAUCGUGAGUGAAGGAUAUUUCUUACUUUAAUCCUGUCCGUUUUGAAUCAAAACAAUUGUCUGGAUCAUUUCUGAGUGUUUUUGGCUCCAGGUGUUAUUUUUCUCUCUUUCUCUCUUUUGCUCGUGACAAUAUAACUUUAAAUUACAAAUACAUUAUGUAACACCGAUGCAAGGAAGGUAAAAAUCAACAUAAUUAAAACAAAAAAUACAUUAUAUACGUCUCUGCCGGAACACGCGCGUGUUGAAGUCGGUCCAAGCUGCAGCACGAGACUUUGACGCUGAUUCUAAAGGACGUACAAUCAUAUAUGAGAAACUGUCAUUACACACUCACGCAGCCGAGGAGUGCAACAAAAGUACGGCCGAAAAUGUAAAUAUGUCUCUCAUUGCGCGCAUGUACCAUGUGAUUUCUUUCUUUUUUGUGAGCGUAUGUCGGAAUCGAAUGACGUGAAAGGAGAAUUUAACAGCAAAAGUAUGAAGUUUGAAGAGAAUUGAGAGAGUGUUGCUUAUUGAUGAUCAUCAUAAUUAUUGGUAUUUUCUUGUUGCUUUGCAUAAUUGACUUAAUAAAUGUAAAUCACUAUAUUUACAAAA